Molecule: messenger RNA, 1687 nt
Organism: Leptopilina heterotoma
Lineage: Eukaryota; Metazoa; Arthropoda; Insecta; Hymenoptera; Figitidae
Product: UDP-glucosyltransferase 2-like
Exons: 5
Coding region: 72-1673 (533 amino acids)
Molecular function (GO): UDP-glycosyltransferase activity
Source: RefSeq, a predicted model, not a curated record
UACACACACGAUAAGUCACACAUGAGAUAACAAAAACAAAAUAAUACGUCUUAUCAAUAUCAAACUCUUUAAUGUUAUACAGUUUUAGAAAAGGAAAAGAUAAAAAGCAAGAUAAAGAACAACCAGUUUUUAUCAUGACGUUCAUUCGUCGAUAUGUCAUACUCUCUCUUUUCAUUUUUUCUAUUAAUUUCAGUGAGGAAUCGAGAAUUUUAGCGAUUUUCCCAAAUCCUGGACAUGAUGGGGAUAUUUCCAAUAAAGCACUCGUGACAAUUUUACUGGAACGAGGACAUCACGUGGAUCUCAUCUCAAGAUUCGAAAUUAUUGAAAAUGUGGAAAAUUCGUUAGGAAAUUAUACAUUUUUGUUAAAUUUCAAUGAAAUUGACGAUUAUUCGGAAUCUUGUUCGUCGAGUGAAUUUACAUCUGAUCCAGUUUGGUAUACUUCAGAGGAAUUUGGCAAUAAACUUUGCAACAUGCUCGGCGAUAAGGAGAUGCAAAAACUUUUUCGUAACUUGAGAGAAAAUUUCAAGUACGAUAUUAUUUUAAUGGAGAUUUUUGGCGCGAAAUGUUUCAUUGGACUCGGUGAAUUUUUGAAGGCGCCAGUGAUUUUGAUUUCAAAUCAAGUGCAAUUGUCCUGGAUUGAGGAAUCAAUUGUAAAUCCAGAAUCGAUAUACAUCACAAAUUGUUUUAAGGAAUUAAAUAGUGAAGCGAGUAAUAUUUUCACUCGUUUGAGAAAUAGUUUAAUGAUACUUUUCCAAAAUUAUCAAUUUUACCGUUAUACACAGAGGCAAACGGAAAUCAUGAGAAAAUAUCUCGAUCCAAAAUUGCCGGAAAUUACACAAAUGGAAAAAAAUGUUUCUCUAAUUUUAUCAAAUUCUCAUUACAGUCUAAAUUCCAUUCGUCCUUUGACAUCUGCUUUUGUUCAAAUUGGAGGAUUACAUAUUGCGGAAGACAAAAGCAAAUUAUCAUCAAAACUAAAACGCUGGAUGGAUAAGAAUACAAAAGGAAUCGUUUAUUUUGACUUGGGACCAAAAAUUUUACUUGAAAAUUUACCAAGAAAAAUGAUUAUCGCCUUUUUGGCGUCAUUUGCCAAAAUAAAACCCUUCCAAGUUCUACUGAGGGUGAAAGAUGUCGAGAAACUUCCCCUCGAACUUCCCAGAAAUGUCAAAGCAUGUGCACACAUUCCCAGAAUUCAAGUCUUAGCUCAUAAAAAUGUCAAAGCGUUUAUAACGCUGGGAGAAAAUUUUGCCCUUCAAGAAGCACUUUAUUUUGGCGUUCCUAUUAUCGGUAUAUCAUAUUCGUUGGUUCAUUCGCAAAAUCUACAAAGUCUUGUUGAGAAAUUCGUCGCCUUUGAGAUAAAUUUCGAGGAUCUCAACGAACCAAAAAUUAACGAAGCCUUGACGAUUGUUUUAAAUGUGAAAAUAAUUAGCCAACAAGCGAAACGAUGGUCAAAAAUUUUCAAGGAUCGUCCCUCAAGUGCAAAAGAAACGGCAAUUUACUGGAUAGAGUACAUAAUCGAUGGACCAAAAUCAUUCAAAUCGCCUACAAUUUUCCUCGAUUGGUAUCAAUACGAACUUUUAGAUAUUUACGCACUUUUACUAUUUUUCCUUCUAUCAUUAAUUUACUCAUUUGUACUAAUUUUAAAAAAAAUAAAAAUUGAAAACUUUUUUCUAUAAAAAAAAUCUCAAAA